GAAAGUUGAAGAAGUUGAAGAAGUUGAAGCAGUUGAAGAAGUCGAAGAAAGCAGCCCAAUUUGGCGCCGGGGACACUUCCAACAUACUCCAAGGCCAACCCUCGCUCCCACGCGGCGGCCCACACUUUCAAAAAGAAUGGCCUCACCGUUUCUCACCCCGGGCUCCCACUCGCAGCUCAACCAGCUGGCCCUCCUCCACCUCCGCCGCGACCAAGCCAUCCCGACCGUGCUCCAGCUCCACGACGAAGACAACGCCGGCUACAAGGAAGGGAAAGUGACGACCACGCGCUUCGGCUCCUUCCCGCACACCACCCUCACCGGCCAACCGUGGGGGUCGCAGAUCAUCGCCUCGAAGGUCGACACGGGGUCGCGCCGCGGCCGCGGCCCGCAGAAGAAGAACCGGCAGCUGAAGCGCAAAGCGGACGAGCUCACCAAUGAUUCCGCCGCGAGUACGCCGGCGGCGGAGGGGGACGACAGCCACUCGGCCUCCCCGCAGGCCGCCGUCGCCGCGGCCAGCGGAUUCCUGCACCUCGUCUACCCGACCCCGGAGCUGUGGACCAUGUCCCUGCCGCACCGCACCCAGGUCGUCUACACCCCGGACUACAGCUACAUCCUGCACCGGCUGCGCGCCCGGCCGGGCAGCUCGAUCAUCGAGGCCGGCGCGGGCAGUGGCUCGUUCACGCACGCGGCCGUCCGCGCGGUCUUCAACGGAUACCCCACGACGCCGACGUCAACAAACCAGAGCGCCGAUGCACCACCACCCCCUUCAUCCUCAUCCCCCCCUUCACCCCCCAACCAGAAACGACUCGGCCAAGUCUCCAGCUUUGAAUUCCACGAACAGCGUGUGGGCAAGGUGCGGCAAGAGCUGAAGGAGCACGGCCUGGAGGGACUGGUGCACGUCACGCACCGGGACGUCUACCAGGACGGGUUCCUCGUGGGGGACGCGCAGACGGGGACGUCCCCCAAGGCCAACGCGGUGUUUCUGGACUUGCCAGCGCCCUGGCUCGCGCUGAAGCACCUGGUGCGGCACCCGGCGUCCGGCGCCGAGUCGCCGCUGGACCCGACGUCGCCGGUCUACCUGUGUACAUUCUCCCCCUGCCUGGAGCAGGUGCAGCGGACGGUGAGCGUGCUGCGGCAGCUGUCGUGGCUGGACAUCUCGAUGGUGGAGGUCAACAACCACCGGAUCGACGUGAAGCGCGAGAAGGUCGGGCUGGAGUACGAGAAGGUGCGCGGCGCCGUCGUCUUCCCCAAGUCCGUCGACGAGGCCGUCUCCAAGAUGCGCCACGUCGAGGAGAACUCCCGGAAGUAUCGCGAGUUGCAGCAGCAGCUGGAGGAUGAGGAUAACAUUAAUAAUAGCACCGCCGCCACCACCACCCCUGUGCCGGCGUCCUCGGGAGCUGCGGCGGCAGCGGCCGUCCCCGCAAAGGAGGACCACGCUGCGCCCUCACCCAGCAACAUCCCGCUGUACAAACAAGGCCGUCUGGUCCACCGCACCGAAGAUAACCUCAAGACCCACACGUCCUACCUGGUCUUCGCCGUCCUGCCGCGCGAGUGGACCGCGGAAGACGAGCGGAGAUGCCGCGACAAGUGGCCCCCGCACCGCGUCGAUCAGCCCAUGCAAGCCGACAAGCCCAAGGGAAGGAAGCAGCUCAAGCGCGAACAACUGCAGCGCGAGGAAGCCGAGGAACAGCUGCAGCAGAAGCAGCAGGAAGAGGAGGUCGUAGGAGAAAAGCCAGCCGAUGCCUCUGAAGAAGCUUAGUUAAUUUUCCUGCUCACCCACAAAAGAGAUUAUUAGGGUUUAUCUCCGCAGACGCGAUGUAAUCCUGUCCUUCAACCCCACCAGGGAUGUAGAUUCUCGAUGUACACGGAUACUGCAGAGGCGUAUGUCAAGCCCGGCCAUGCCGCAAGAGAGUGAGUGUGUGUGCUCGGCUUCCUGCGUGUGGGGGAUCGAUCGAAUCCAUUUGAGAAAGGUCUACAAUGUGUCAUCUCAUACCAUCAGAGAAUAAUCACGCACGAGGGGAUGAAUGCUCAACAGCCCCCUUUCUAGUUCUAUC
Aspergillus japonicus CBS 114.51 is the source of this 2054-nucleotide messenger RNA. RefSeq names its product tRNA 1-methyladenosine methyltransferase subunit GCD14 (gene trm61). Gene Ontology annotation, biological process: tRNA methylation. Lineage: Eukaryota; Fungi; Ascomycota; Eurotiomycetes; Eurotiales; Aspergillaceae. The record is from RefSeq and is a predicted model, not a curated record. The transcript has a single exon. Gene Ontology annotation, cellular component: nucleus; tRNA (m1A) methyltransferase complex. The coding region runs from base 137 to 1759 and encodes 540 amino acids.